Molecule: messenger RNA, 2182 nt
Organism: Orbicella faveolata
Lineage: Eukaryota; Metazoa; Cnidaria; Anthozoa; Scleractinia; Merulinidae
Product: NAD(P)H oxidoreductase RTN4IP1, mitochondrial-like
Cellular component (GO): mitochondrion
Molecular function (GO): zinc ion binding; oxidoreductase activity
Source: RefSeq, a predicted model, not a curated record
CAAAGAUGGCGUUCCACGCACCAAAUUUAGUACAACCCUAGAUUUGGACAGUUUUAGAGCGCCAAACGUUAUUUCAUAUCCGUUAUCAGUGCUGUUGUUGCAAAGAACGGGAAACUUGAUGACAUAGUAGUUAAAACUUUGAAGAAAAGAUGUUGUUCAAGUGUGUCUUUCAGACAUCAUGUAGAAGAUCUUUUGGUCUGACUCUGAAUUUAAGUGCACUGCAACUUGUAGCGCGUUCUUCUCGGGAUCCAUCAUCCUUUACGUCCAUCUCAGACACUUUUUCACGUUCAUUUUCUGCUGUUCAUUCAAUGGAGGCAUGGAGUAUUGACGAAUAUGGCUCCAACGACUUAUUGGAACUCAGAAGGCAGCCAUUGCCGAGGCUUCGAAAGUCAACAGACAUUUUAGUUCGUGUGCACGCGGCAUCUGUUAAUCCGAUAGAUUUCAGAAUGCGAAGCGGUUAUGGAAAAACUUUGUUGAAUUUGUGGCGUAAGCUGGAAAAGGUUGACGAAUUUCCACUCAUUUUAGGAAGAGAUUUCUCCGGGGAAGUGGUGAAAACCGGAAGACUGGCAAGAAGAUAUAAAGAAGGGGAUCAGGUGAGGUAUCCAUUGCAAAGCUACGUCCCCCUCCCGAGUGUCAAAUUCUCUGGUACCCAGUUAUACACCCAGCUGGAGAGAGGUACUGGGAGUUUGCUGAAAGCCUGGGGAGCUUAUGUUGCCAGCACUUGUUCACCUGAUGCUGUAGAUCUUGUUGCUGGUCUUGGAGCAGAUCUGGUGGUUGAUUACAGUGCAGUUAAUGCAAAGGAAGAACUGAAAACAGCUGGAGGUUUUGAUAUAAUCCUUGAUCCAUUUGGAGGAGAAAUCAGAGAAAGAUAUGCCAGUCUGUUAUCCAAAUGGAAAGGAUCAAUGUUUGUGACACUCGCACCGCCUGUUCUUGGUGAUACUGACAAGUUGGGCGCCAGUCUUGGACUGGUGUCUGCUGGACAAAAUCUUGCUUCAGCUGCUGCUCAAGAGGCUCUGUGUAGUGGUAGUUUGGUUUCCUGGGGUUUCUUUAGCCCUAAUGGUGCAGCCCUGGACCACAUCCGAUCUCUCUGUCAGUCUGGCAUGAUAAAACCUUUUGUUCAGGAAGUGUUUCCAUUCUCUAAGACUAAUGAAGCUUAUGCUAAACUUGAGAGCGGUCAUGCAAGAGGAAAAAUAGUGAUCAGUAUGGAUUGUAAAGAAUCUACCAAAGAGGAACAUUCACACUAUGUUUUUAAUCAGUUGCUGAAAGCCUGGGGAGCUUAUGUUGCCAGCACUUGUUCACCUGAUGCUGUAGAUCUUGUUGCUGGUCUUGGAGCAGAUCUGGUGGUUGAUUACAGUGCAGUUAAUGCAAAGGAAGAACUGAAAACAGCUGGAGGUUUUGAUAUAAUCCUUGAUCCAUUUGGAGGAGAAAUCAGAGAAAGAUAUGCCAGUCUGUUAUCCAAAUGGAAAGGAUCAAUGUUUGUGACACUCGCACCGCCUGUUCUUGGUGAUACUGACAAGUUGGGCGCCAGUCUUGGACUGGUGUCUGCUGGACAAAAUCUUGCUUCAGCUGCUGCUCAAGAGGCUCUGUGUAGUGGUAGUUUGGUUUCCUGGGGUUUCUUUAGCCCUAAUGGUGCAGCCCUGGACCACAUCCGAUCUCUCUGUCAGUCUGGCAUGAUAAAACCUUUUGUUCAGGAAGUGUUUCCAUUCUCUAAGACUAAUGAAGCUUAUGCUAAACUUGAGAGCGGUCAUGCAAGAGGAAAAAUAGUGAUCAGUAUGGAUUGUAAAGAAUCUACCAAAGAGGAACAUUCAGUUUGACAUCUCUGGACAUAGAAGAUACUACCUCCACGAACAGUCAUGUUUCCUCCAUGAGGAAUAUGCUAGUUAGUCAACAAACAAGCAGCACGAUAAAACCUAUCUACAACCACCCAAAAUCUUAGUGCAAACGAACAUGAGGGAAGGUCACAUAAAGUCGCAAAAAGAUGAUCAUAAGUACAAACCCAUUCUGAAUCUUACUCAUGGUAUUAUGGUCACUGAGAAGAAAAACUAUUUUUCGUUGGUGGUUUUGUGCCAAAGCUGUGUUAAAAUGGUUAUCUUCAAAUGCCACCACAGGAACUUAUCUGGUUAAAAUUCUAACAAAUUUCAAUAGUUUCUUUUAAUGUCAGUGAUUAGAUUAGUAAAAAAAA